Spodoptera exigua (beet armyworm) is the source of this 1846-nucleotide messenger RNA. The record is from the annotation of a GenBank genome assembly. Lineage: Eukaryota; Metazoa; Arthropoda; Insecta; Lepidoptera; Noctuidae.
AUAACCUAUAAUGAACGGCGAAUGUUAUUCAGUAAUUAGGUAUUAAAAUUUUCAAUGAAAACUCCUUUCAAAUCUGCUAUAAUAAAGUAUAAUGAAAGCCAGAUACUUAACAUUUUUUUCAUACAUAGGAACACCUUUUAGGUCUUCAGAGAAAAUAUGGCUUAAAGAAGGUCGCAACCAUCCAGACCCAGAAAGUGUACAAGGUUUAAUGGAAUUAGCGCUUUUAAAAUUAAGGUCUCUGAACUAUCCUCACCUUGUCCUUUCCAGCCGUACAGAUGGUGGAGUCCAUGCAUUGAACACUAGUGCGCACUUUGACUUGGACCGGUUCGGUUCCAAGAUAUACGAACCUGAAGGGAUAGCUUACACACUGAACAAGUUUUUCUACCUACACAAUAACAGUAUAUUUGUCAAGAAGGUCAUCAGAGUUCCUGAUAGCUUUAAUGCUAGACAUAAUGCAAUUGGCAGAAGUUAUUUAUACAGGUUAGCUGUAAAAAAGGAUAGUAUUGUGUUGCCUGAAAAUAUAACUAUUGCUUCAUACAUACCUAUUGAGGAGUGGAAAAGGUGUCAUUUUGUAAGGUUACCAGGCUUUGAUAUAGAGAAAUUCAAAGAAGCAGCAAACUAUUUUAUAGGUACCCACGAUUUCACAACAUUCAAAAAGUUUGAUAAAUUAAAACAACAUAAACACAAUAGAAGAGAGAUCCAGUCUAUUGUGGUGAGGCCAGGCAAGCCUCUUAUCACCAGCUACGCUAGAGAAGAAGGCAUAUUUGACUACUGGGAUAUUGAGAUUAGAGGUAGAGGAUUUGUACAUAACCAAAUACGUCGCAUGAUAGGAACACUAAACGCUGUAGCGAUAGGCAAGCUGCCCGCUGAAGAAAUUAAAGUUAUGUUGCAAGUGCCAUCUAAGCACUCCUGGCAUAACUUUAUCCAAUCUGGUCCUCCUGACGGCCUGUACUUGUGUGACGUACACUACAACCCCGAAGAUCUUAUUUACGACCCAGAGAAGAAUCAGGAAACAGAAGAAAGUCUUAGUGAUAGUGAAUUUGAUUGAAAGAUAUAGAAAAAAUACAGUAAAAUAGUCGUAAUUAACUUAUUAAACAAGGUUGAUUUUGGCAUUUAACCAUAUUAUUUUCAAUUGUCAAAAUGAGUUUUCUAAGUCAGCUGCAGAAACAAAAGAACAAACUGAAAGAAACUGAAACAGUUGUCACGAAAGUCGACGGAAAACGGUAUGUAGAGAAAGAUUCUACGGUAACUGCAAUUUGUUCUAACAGUUACGGCUUUGUAGUUGACACGAAGCCUGACAAUGUUCCUGUAUUGAUAUCUGACUAUUUAUAUAUAGGAUCACAAGAUUGCACAGCCAACGACGUGAUACUAACAUACAAUAUCAAGCAUGUACUGAGUUUAGGUAUAAAUGUUCAAGUAUCUGUAAACAGUAAAUUCAUCAACUGCUUGGAUUUACCUGAAACUUGUAUAAAAGAGAUAUUAUUAGAUAGUUUGCCGUUCAUUCGGAAAGCUGUGGAUGCCAAAGAGAAUAUUUUAAUUCAUUGCAAUGCGGGCGUUUCGCGCACUUCUAUGGUCGCCAUAGCUUAUUUAAUGCAUUACGAAAAUAUGAAUUAUCAGGAAGCUUAUGAUCUAGUGAAAGCUAAAAGGCCCGCUAUCCAACCCAAUGAUGGGUUUAAAAAGCAGUUAAAAUGUAUGAAACCUGGAGACAUAAUUUGACUAUGUUGCACAGAGCAAUAGAUUUUAGACUUUGUUGAUAUAUUAAUAGUAAGUGUUAUAUUAAAUGUAAUAGUUGUAGAUAGUCAAUAAAUAAAACGUAUUUAUAAACUGACAUCAUGUGUUUAAUUAA